Molecule: messenger RNA, 411 nt
Organism: Perkinsus marinus ATCC 50983
Lineage: Eukaryota; Perkinsozoa; Perkinsida; Perkinsidae
Exons: 1
Coding region: 1-411 (136 amino acids)
Source: RefSeq, a predicted model, not a curated record
AUGUCUAGUCGUGUUGACGAACAGCUGAAGGACCCUAGGAUGGCCGAACACAACAUGGUGACAGCUGGUAACGGCUCUACGUCCAGGGAAGACAAAGCUGGCGAUGGACAUGAUGCGUCGGAGGAAGUCUUGAAGAACCUUCUGAGGGAUGAAGAAGCAUUCAAGAAAGAACUUACCAAAAGGAGGAUCCACCGUGGGAAGAUCCGUGGAAAGAUCCGUGUGCUUCAAGAGAGCAUGGAACUGCUCAUCAUUCCUGAAGGUCAAGAGACUACCGAAGAACUUCAGAGUUUAGAGGUUCAAGAGGAUCUAUUGCACGACCAACUGAGACGAGCAGAGGAGUAUAUCGAAGAGUUGCAGCAGUGUCGAGCGGAAGUAGUGUCAAAAACAGCCAAGAACAGGCUCGUUCAGUAG